Messenger RNA from Prosopis cineraria, 593 nucleotides. Its product is annotated as disease resistance protein Pik-1-like. Gene Ontology annotation, molecular function: metal ion binding. NCBI's taxonomy places the organism in Eukaryota, Viridiplantae, Streptophyta, Magnoliopsida, Fabales, Fabaceae. The transcript has 3 exons. The record is from RefSeq and is a predicted model, not a curated record. Bases 92 to 454 code for a protein of 120 amino acids.
CGAACACUUUAUAGUCAAGCACAAAGCCCAACCAAGACGGGCUUGAUUAUAAGUUUUGCUUGUGCCAAGCAGCAUCAACGCUUUAUCAAGCAUGAAGCGGAAGAUAGUUAUACAGGUGCCCCUGAGCUGUGAGAGUUGCAGAAGCAAGGCCCUGAAAAUCGCGUCAAAGGCUACAGGUCGGGUGAAUUCGGUGGCGCUAGAAGGAGCAGAUAGGGAUCGAGUGGUGGUGGUCGGAGAAGAUGUGGAUUCGGUGUGUUUGGCUAAGGAUUUGAGGAAGAAGUUCGGCCAUGCCACCAUUGAAAGUGUGGAAGAAGUGAAAGAGAAGAAAGAAGAAAGGAAAGAAGAGAAGCCUCAAGAAUUGCCUUGCUGUUAUUAUUGGCCUCCAUGUCCCCCUUGCCCCCCCUACGUUAUUUGUGAAUACCCUGUUGACAAUGGUAGUUGCACCAUCAUGUGAUUGGAGAGAUCAGAUUCAGAUAACUUUCUCGUAUAUUAUGAGUGCCAAUAUAAUUGAGUUCAAUCUGUAAGUUUUCAUUCUGCGCACAAAUAAGAAGAUUGUGUAAAUCCGUGUUCAUUUUUUUCUUGGAAGGAAUGAA